Molecule: messenger RNA, 1886 nt
Organism: Engraulis encrasicolus (European anchovy)
Lineage: Eukaryota; Metazoa; Chordata; Actinopteri; Clupeiformes; Engraulidae
Gene: ppp5c
Product: protein phosphatase 5, catalytic subunit
Exons: 13
Coding region: 25-1503 (492 amino acids)
Molecular function (GO): hydrolase activity; protein binding
Source: RefSeq, a predicted model, not a curated record
UUUGCGACCUUGCAGUCAACGGCAAUGGCGAGCGUGACGGAUAGCGGCAGUGAGAAGAUGGCGGAGGAGGAACGGAAUGCCAAUGCUGAGAAACUCAAGGAGAAGGCGAAUACUUACUUUAAAGAUAAAGACUAUGAGAACGCCAUCAAGUACUACACGGAGGCGAUCGAGCUGAACUCGGACAAUGCCAUCUUCUACAGCAACCGCAGCCUGGCGUACCUGCGCACCGAGUGCUAUGGCUACGCCCUGGCCGACGCCACCCGCGCCCUGGAGGUGGACAAGAACUACAUCAAGGGCUACUACCGCCGCGCCACCUCCAACAUGGCGCUCGGCAAGUUCAAGGCCGCGCUCAAGGACUAUGAGACGGUAGUGCGGGUGAGACCCAACGACAAGGACGCCAAGAUGAAGUAUCAGGAGUGCAACAAGAUCGUCAAGCAGAAGGCCUUCGAGAGGGCCAUCGCCAGCGACGAGCUCAAGCGCUCGGUGGUCGACUCGCUCGACAUCGAAAGCAUGACGAUCGAGGAUGAGUAUACGGGCCCCAAGUUAGAGGAUGGUAAAGUCACGGUGACCUUCAUGAAGGAGUUGAUGGCCUGGUUUAAGGACCAGAAGAAAUUGCACAGAAAGUGUGCCUAUCAGAUGCUGGUCCAAACUAAAGAACUUUUAUCCAAACUUCCUAGUCUUGUUGAGAUUACGCUAAAAGAGACAGAGAAAAUAACUAUUUGCGGUGACACGCAUGGUCAGUUCUAUGAUCUCCUCAACAUAUUUGAGCUGAACGGUUUACCAUCCGAGACCAACCCCUACUUGUUUAACGGGGACUUUGUGGACCGCGGCUCCUUCUCAGUGGAGGUGAUCGUCACGCUGUUUGGCUUCAAGCUGCUGUAUCCAGACCACUUCUUCCUCCUGAGAGGUAACCACGAGACGGACAACAUGAACCAAAUGUACGGCUUCGAGGGCGAGGUGAAGGCCAAGUACACGGCGCAGAUGUUCCAGCUGUUCAGCGAGGUGUUCCAGUGGCUGCCCCUCGCGCAGUGCAUCAACGGCAAAGUGCUGGUGAUGCACGGAGGUCUGUUCAGUGAGGACGGAGUCACCUUGGACGACCUGCGGAAAAUCGAGAGGAACAGACAACCUCCAGACUCCGGUCCUAUGUGUGACCUCCUGUGGUCCGACCCACAACCACAGAACGGGCGCUCCAUCAGCAAGCGCGGCGUGAGCUGCCAGUUUGGGCCGGACGUGACGCAGCGCUUCCUGGAGCAGAACAAGCUGGACUACAUCAUCCGCAGCCACGAGGUCAAGGCCGAGGGCUACGAGCUCACCCACUCAGGGAAGUGCAUCACCGUCUUCUCAGCACCCAACUACUGUGACCAGAUGGGUAACAAAGGAGCCUAUAUCCACCUCAAGGGAUCUGACCUCAAGCCAGAGUUUCACCAGUUCACUGCUGUGCCUCAUCCGAAUGUCAAGCCCAUGGCGUACGCCAACACCUUGAUGCAGCUGGGGAUGAUGUAGACGAGGGCGUGGGAGGGAGGCCGCAUCUGUCUGAUGGAGUCUGACGUCCACAUCUCCGUCUCCGUCUCGUCUCUGGCCUGCUGAGAGCCACAGCCAGCCAAUCAGCAGUCAGCAGCAGCGGUGUCAGCUGCUCACCUGCUCUCCUCCUCCUCCUCCUCUUCCUCCUGUUCACUGUAGAUCCGCCCACCCUCCACCCAGUGACUCCGCCCCUUUCCCCCCCUAGAACUCCACCAAUCCCGACCUUUUUAGACAGACAGACACCGGCCCCUGCAGCCAAUAGCGACACACGAACACACUCUCAUUCCAGGUUUGCCAGUAGUGGGCGGUCCCUAAACACAUGCACACGUGUCGCGCGCACACACACUCACGUCACACAUACUCUA